GUUGGGGGAGGGUGGCUUUGAACUCUGAUCACCAAUACCUGUGGUGGCUCCCAAGGAAACUGCAGGUGGGUUGGGUGCAGGAACAUGCUCUCGCUAUGGCGCUCCAGAGAGCCGGGCUGGGUCGCUGUGUGUGCGCUUUCUGGCUGGCCAUAGCCUUCGACGCGGUGGGGCUGACGGUGCUUCUCUUCGGGGUCUUCGCCGAUGUCUUCUUCUACGACUUCCUCAUCUACGCGGGGGCCAUCGUGAUCUUCCUGAGCCUGGUCUGGUGGAUCUUCUGGUACACGGGCAACCUCGAGGUGCCCCUCGAGGAGCUGGAGGACGACGUGGGGUUGAAGAAGGAAACGGGGUUCACCGGCAUGUUGAGGAAGUUCUCGGUCAGGAUCUCGGAGACUUUGAGGAACAGGCAGGACGCCAACCACAGGACCCCCGGCAAUGCCCCGGAGGUCCACGAUCACAAGAAUAAAACCACUGUGAGACCUAUAUUCCUCCGGAGGUUGUCUUCUGAUGCAAGCUCCAUAACUGCGUCCAGGUCUUCCCAUCAGGAUAUUACUUUCAAUGUAUUAGUGGAGUCGAAAGACACGGGGAUCUCGCCCGUAUAGUCAGGCAGCACAUCUGACAAUGCAGCAUUUCACCCGUAUUGCAUUGAUUAUGAACCCGGGCGAUAUGGGGCUUGAACACAAAACCUUCUGACCCAGUGUGACCAACUGAGCCAAGCUGACACCCAUGAGAUAACCAUGUAUGGAAGUUUCAAGAUCUCACAUCUCUACCUUCUGAGGAAGAUAAGGACAAAUGGAACUGAUUAAAAAUGAGACUUUGUACGAAAUUGCACCAGUGAUUGAAGUAAGCAGACGCUGAACUGUUCAUUUUUGAUGUUAAGGCGCUACAUCACAUGUAAGGAUUAUUAUCAUAUUAAACGCAAUUUGGUGGAGCACAAAUGAC
Molecule: messenger RNA, 939 nt
Organism: Callorhinchus milii (elephant shark)
Lineage: Eukaryota; Metazoa; Chordata; Chondrichthyes; Chimaeriformes; Callorhinchidae
Product: transmembrane protein 238-like
Exons: 2
Coding region: 96-599 (167 amino acids)
Source: RefSeq, a predicted model, not a curated record